Momordica charantia (bitter melon) is the source of this 1461-nucleotide messenger RNA. Its product is annotated as HAD superfamily, subfamily IIIB acid phosphatase. The record is from RefSeq and is a predicted model, not a curated record. Gene Ontology annotation, molecular function: acid phosphatase activity. NCBI's taxonomy places the organism in Eukaryota, Viridiplantae, Streptophyta, Magnoliopsida, Cucurbitales, Cucurbitaceae.
GAGAUUAAUGGAGAUGCCAAAUUCAUCUCUGUAUUCAGGCAAAUUCAUCAUCGUCUUCGCUUAAUCCACAAGGCAAUUUCCCUUGUACCAACCCUCUCGCCCUCUCCAUCAUCCACAACAAAAAAAUCAACACCAAGGAGAGGAAGAGAGGUUACUCAAUCUUCACCCAUUUUCCCUUCGCUGCAAAUCGAAGAAUCCCAUUUCCUUCGCCCCAUCGACUAAGAAACAUAUCGCAUUCUGGGUGGAUUUCCUUCGAUUCUGAUCAAAUCAAAUCACCCUCUUCGUCAAUUUACUGUUCCCUUCCUUCAUACCCAGAUACUCCUUUUCCUGUUCCAUCGAGAUCUCAGAUACCCAGUUCGGGUUUCGCUAAUUUUUGUAUAUAUUCGAUCGAUCCAUCCAUUUUCCUCUCUCUAUAUGGCUUUUCUGCGACCUUUCUUGCUCUUCUGCCUAAUUUCCGUAUCUUUCGCCCAUGAAGCUUUCGAUUCUCAUCUCCUGCCGAGGCCGCUUAUUCUUGAAUUUCCCCAGAAAGUUGAGAAUCAGUUGGAGGAAUUGGACGGAGAGAUCAAAUUGAGGUGCGAUAGUUGGAGAUUCAAUGCAGAGGCUAACAAUCUGAGCCCCUGGAGAAGGAUUCCGCUUGAAUGUGCGGAAUAUGUGAAAGAGUACUCCUCGGGUCGAGCCUAUCAGCUUGAUGUUGAAACUGCGUCGAAGGAGGCUGAAAUUUUUGCAAAGAGUGUGAAAUUGGUUGGCGAUGGGAAGGAUGUUUGGAUUUUCGACAUUGAUGAGACCUUGCUUUCUAAUCUUCCCUAUUACACAGAGCAUGGUUAUGGUUCGGAUGUUUUUAAUCCUUUGGAGUUUGAUAACUGGGUCCAGAAGGCUACGGCACCUGCUCUUCUGCCAAGUUUAAAACUCUAUAAAGAGCUUUUGGAUUUAGGGUUCAAGGUGGUUUUGCUUACUGGAAGGAGCGAAAGCCAGAGGGAAGUUACAACACAGAAUUUGAUAGAUGCAGGGUAUUAUGGCUGGGAAAGACUCAUAUUGAGGACACCCGAUGACCAAGGGAAGUUAGCAGUAUUUUUCAAAUCCGAGAAGCGGAGCGAGAUGGAAAACGAAGGAUAUCGAAUCAUCGGAAACUCUGGUGACCAAUGGAGUGAUCUAUUGGGUACUUCAGUAUCGCUUCGUUCGUUCAAGCUUCCAAAUGCUAUGUAUUACAUUUCCUGAAUAUAGGGAGGGGAGGCAUCACAUCAUCAAUAGUAUUAAUUAUUAUUAAACUAUGAUUCAUGAUCUCCUAAAUAAUUGUACAUAUUUUGAAGAUGUAUAACUUUAUGGAGAUUUGAUUCAGCAUGUAGUUAAGCCACAUCUAUGAAAGCUUUCAUUAUUAGCGUUGAUGACAGAUGAAACUCCUAUUAUUGUAAGUUCCAAUAGACAUACUUAAUCAAGUCAGCGGAUUCUAAAACCUUUGAGCAA